GCUUUGAUCGCAUCGUUCAUGACGGAGAUCCGUGGAUGUUAGCUGAACCCGCGUGACUCCCGGUAUCAUUGAAAGAGGAGCAGCUUUCGGCGUGAUGUGAAAGCUGCUCGCGAGUACAGCGAGAUUGCGACUAGUGCGGAAGAGCUUCAGAUAAGAAUAACUGAAUCUUUCAUGGCUGUAGCGUCCCGCGUGGUGAAAACAGCUGCUCGCGAGUAGCAGAGCGAAUUCGCGAAUGGGGAGACGCAACUAUUCUGUCCGGUUCCGCUGAUUGAGACCUGAAAGAGGAGCAGCGUUCGGCAUGAUGCGAACAGCUUCUCGCCUUUAUGAAACGAGUGAUGGCCGCGGUUCACGCCUGCCUGCUCGAGCGAGAUUCGCGAGUCCGCGUUGCUGUGCGACGAAGUGAUGCGACCUGCUGCACCUCUGUCUGCGGGCUUGACGAGAUUCUUGAGUCGACGGAAACGAAAUCUCGACCGGAAAGACGUGACGCAUCUGUCACAUUGGGACUGGUUCUUUGAGCACAUUUUGAACGAGAACCCGCACAAGAGUACCCGCACGAGUAGACGUGACAGCGGCCAUGCGGAAUCCGUCUCCCCGAUGCGGUCCCCACCGUAGUCUUGGCUCCUGCUCACUCGGUGUGUUGUCACAAGGACAAAUAGAGACUCGGGCCUUGAGGUUUGCAGGUCGCAUUUUCCAGUCAUCAGAGAACCUGUGUCAAGGAGUGCCUGUAUUACGGAGCUAAUAUGGCUAAGAUGGCAUCGCUCCUUUGCCUGUUCCCAGCCUUCUCUGUUCUGAUUCUUUCAGGAACGCUCCUGGCUUCGGCAUCCCGUGACAAGCUACUGGAAUUCCAUGGGACCCCAGACGAAACCACAGCAUCUGGAGCUGCAAGACAGGCCGUGGGUAAUCCGCCUCUCGCGUUCAAGCAUCGCAGGCUGAGCGACGGCACUGUGGCAGAGCCCUUGCCAGAAGUUCCUCGAUCUCUGCAGACCGCUGGCAGCGGCAGCGGUGUUGGCGGCGGCGAUGGUUUUGGUGGUGGUGGCGACUUUCUUUCUGCCAUUUGGUCUCACCUGGCUUCGUUGCUUCACCCUGGAGGGGGACCAAGCCCCCCUCCCCCUCCCCCUCAACCAAUAGUACCAUUCAUCACAGCAGUACCUGGAACCCCCCCACCACCCCCAUCACCUGGGGCACCAUGCUUCCACCACCCUCUCUCGGGCAACUGGUCUCAUCUGCCAUCCUUCCCCCACAUUGGAGGUGGUGACGGUUGUAAUGGUGGUGGUGGUGGCGGUGGAGGGGGAGAGAGAGAGGGAGAGGGUGAGGGUGAGGGUGGGGGUGGAGGUGGGGAGGUUGUUGAAGGUAGGGGGGAAGGGUUUGGUGGUGGUUCUGGCCUCCAUGGCAGUGGCUUCAUCCACAGUGAGCUCAGUGCACACAGUGCCAGCAGCAGGGCGAGCCGUGCAAGUCGUGCUAGCCGUGCUAGCAGGAACUCAAGUGCUAGCCGCCUCCCCUAACAGAAGUGGCAAGUAGGUUUGUAUCGUAAUUCUACCGUCUCCUUGGUAGAUGUGCUGAUGUAGUGAAAGCGAUGUAAUCAGCACAGUAAUGCUCCAAAGCCUCUAUGAGCAUGUACCAGAACCUUGGAAAUAGAACCUUGGACACGUCACAUGAACUUAAAAAUAGCAGGGG
Molecule: messenger RNA, 1674 nt
Organism: Closterium sp. NIES-67
Lineage: Eukaryota; Viridiplantae; Streptophyta; Zygnematophyceae; Desmidiales; Closteriaceae
Source: the annotation of a GenBank genome assembly